Messenger RNA from Exophiala oligosperma, 2665 nucleotides. RefSeq lists its product as uncharacterized. Lineage: Eukaryota; Fungi; Ascomycota; Eurotiomycetes; Chaetothyriales; Herpotrichiellaceae. Gene Ontology annotation, cellular component: nucleus. Gene Ontology annotation, biological process: protein dephosphorylation. Gene Ontology annotation, molecular function: protein tyrosine/serine/threonine phosphatase activity. The transcript is spliced from 3 exons. The record is from RefSeq and is a predicted model, not a curated record. Bases 181 to 1461 code for a protein of 426 amino acids.
GAAACACCACUCAUCAAUCUUUUGCUUCACCUACAGACAGUCGUUUCAAUUUACAGUCGUUGCUGCUAGUUUGCCAAUUGCAAUCUCGCAAAACCCUCUCCGGACUACGACCCUUUUUCCUACACCUUUGGCCAAAAAAACCACGAGCCGAGGUUGGCCUAAACCUUUCCAUUCUUCGAGAUGGAUGCACCUACUCUGCCCAGUAAAUGUCCUGGGUACAAUAUUUACGUUGAUGGGUUUCAAGCCUUGCGACGGCCUCAGGUUCUGCAGGCGUCCAAUAUCACCCAUGUUGUUUCUGUCAUUGAUUGGAAAUUCAAACCAGGCUGGGCCCCGCUCCGUGGGGUUCAGCAUCUGCAUAUUCCCCUGGAUGAUGUCUACGAUUCCAACAUCCUGGAACAUUUCCCUCGGAGCAAUGCCUUCAUUCACGAAGGCCUGAAUUAUUGGCCCACCAAAUCUUCUGAAGGUCUUGAUCAAAGCGGAGUGCUUGUUCAUUGUGCUAUGGGCGUCUCCCGUUCGGCGACAAUAGUCCUCGCCUAUUUGAUGUGGAUCUCACGUCAACCGAGAUCCAUUCAACACCCAGAGAAGAACUCAAACCCAGUACCUUCAUCAGCAACGGAAGAAAGUAAUGACUCGACUCCAGAGAUGAUCUCUCUUCCACCUACGCCGCUUACGGUCGAUUCUGCACUGGCUCUCCUCCGUGAAGGACGUCCCCAUGUCGAACCCAAUUCCGGUUUCAUCAAGCAGCUGCGCAUGUACGAAGCCAUGAACUGCCCUACCACGCAGGAACAACUCGAAUCACACAAGAUUUACCGCCGCUGGAUCAACUCCCGCAAUGUAAUGGAUGCUCUUAGCUCAAAUCGUGCACCUGAGAUGGCCAACAUAACCUUCCGGGAUGAGGAGGACGAAAGUGAUGACGAGUCAAACUCGAACAUCAAUGACCAAAUGAGUGGUCUCGGUCUAUCGAGCAAGGAUGCCGAGAUAACGGAUCCGGACAUAUCUACCUCAUCCUCCCCGAAUGAGGCCGCAUCACCAGCUCCAGAAGUAGAACUGAAAUGCCGCAAAUGCCGGCGGCUCAUUGCCAGGUCCAACUUCAUCAUCCCACACAAACCGCCUCCACAUCGUGACCCGUCUGUCGACGGCUCCAUGGAGCCUUGCGCACACGUCUUUUUGCAUCCCUUGUCCUGGAUGCGAGACACGCUGGCUCAGGGCGAGUUGGACGGACGUUUGUCCUGUCCCAACCUGAAGUGCGGUGCGAACAUUGGAAAGUUCGCUUGGCAAGGCUUACGAUGCAGCUGUGGCGGCUGGGUGACACCGGGCUUCGGCAUCGCCAGGAGUAAGGUGGAUGAGGCCCGCAGUUUCAAGCGAGGCUCAGGAUCGAGGUUGGGAGGUGCACCUGCAGCGGGCAAUGCAGUGAGAUUGCCUCCAGGGAUGAGGAGGUCGAGUGGGAACGGGAAUCUGUAAAACGCCUGUGUCAAUGUUCGAUGCACCAGACUGUAUGUGUGGGUUUUGCGUCGGGAGUCGCACCUUUUACAGACAACACCGGUUCGCGACAACUCCAUUACUUACUUGACACCCCUUGUGACGCAUCUAGAACAUGGAAAGAGAUGACCAACACGAAUGAUGACGAUCAAUGGUUUGAAAGGGGGAAAGGAGAAUUUCUUUUGACCAACUAUUCACAAAAAGGGUGUUGCUAGGAGGGAUCCACUCAUCCAUUGGAGACACAUCGAAUGAGACUGCAAUACGAUGCAGCCAGGCGUGGAAGGGGUCACGAGUCCAGGUACCUGAAGAAUGGUCUUUUCUGUGGGACCAUCUCCUCACGGUGUUUGCUUUUGUGAUGGCCCAAGUCGCGACGAGGUCAUGCACGAAUCCAAGAGUGAAGUGUUGAGUUGGUUAGGUUCGGAAUGAUCCACCAGAUCCCCCUUCGGACGUUCCUCCGUUGGCGUCUGUGUGGAAAGGAUGAACCGAAAGCAAAACCCGACACGAGGAAAGACAUCAUCUCCGGCCUUACCUUCGAAGCUUCAAAUGAAUGAGCGACAGGGUUCCCACGGCGGACCAAAACACGACCCAAGGCUUAUGUGCACUCUCAAACACAAAAGGGGCCGAGGCACAUAGCAGCGAGGUGGGCGGGGGCGAGAGGAGUGUGUCCGACGACAUUCCUUACCCCGUACCCUAUAAGGCGAUGUGUUGUUUUUGUCCAAGUACGAGGAUUCCAACCGGUUACAUGCUUUGCGAGCAUUUUUCGUUAGUCUUCCUUUCGCCACCAGAACCUCACCAGCCGUGUCAACUCGAGAGCGGAGCAAUGGCGACUCGGUACCUGGGCUACUGGAUGCAUUGGGGCUUGUCACGGAAGAGGAAGACACCCCCCGGAAAAGAAAAAGAGAAACGAUUAGUGUCCAUGUUCUGGCCUUUGGGGAGGGGAGGCUGGGCGGGGGGUAGGGCCCGGUGAUCACGAAUGAUGACAAAUAAGCAACGCCCACACACAAGACUUGCGCAAGCCUUUUUGAGGUGAUUUUUCUCUUUCUGGGCAUCAAGAACGAACACGAGAUUAAUCUAGGUAUAAAAGGGGACUAGAAUAUAUACGGCACGAAUGAAAAUGGCAAGGGUUUUGUGAGGUAAUUUUUGGCUGUUAGGACCACAAACGAGCUAUCCAAGUGAGGAAAAAAAG